Messenger RNA from Alosa sapidissima (American shad), 804 nucleotides. RefSeq names its product NK6 homeobox 3 (gene nkx6-3). The coding region runs from base 1 to 804 and encodes 267 amino acids. Gene Ontology annotation, cellular component: nucleus. Gene Ontology annotation, molecular function: RNA polymerase II cis-regulatory region sequence-specific DNA binding; DNA-binding transcription factor activity, RNA polymerase II-specific. NCBI's taxonomy places the organism in Eukaryota, Metazoa, Chordata, Actinopteri, Clupeiformes, Clupeidae. Gene Ontology annotation, biological process: regulation of transcription by RNA polymerase II; cell differentiation. The record is from RefSeq and is a predicted model, not a curated record. The transcript has 3 exons.
AUGGACCCCUCUCUGCCGGGGUCCUUCCUCUUCAACGGCGGCCUCGGCCAGUUCUCCUCGGACAUCAAGGCGCCCGUGUGCCAGUACUCCGUGCCCAACUCCUUCUACAAGCUCAACGCGGGGCUCGGGGCGCAGAUGCCCGCAGGCACCCCUCAUGGCAUCAGCGACAUCCUCAGCCGUUCCAUGAUGGGCGCCCCCGGUGCCCCCUUGCUCUCGGGAUACCCCGCCAUGGGGGGGUUCGGGGCCACCAUGUCCGCCCCGAGCAUGUACUACAACAGGGACUACAGUCCGGCACUGGGCAGCUAUGCCAAGGCCCCCGAGUGCCCGAUGAUGAAGAGUCGGAAUGGGAGCUGCUGGACAGACACGGCGUACGAGUGCAGAGGUGGCCGGCAGUCCUGCAGCAGCAACAGUGGACCCAUGGGCGAGGUGGUGGGCAGGAAGAAACACACCCGGCCGACCUUCAGUGGGCACCAGAUCUUCGCCCUGGAGAAGACCUUUGAGCAGACCAAGUACCUGGCAGGACCAGAGAGAGCCAGGCUGGCCUACUCACUGGGCAUGACCGAGUCACAGGUCAAGGUGUGGUUCCAGAACCGGCGCACUAAGUGGCGUAAGAAGAGUGCUUUGGAGCCCAGCUCAACGCAGGCGGCGCGGGGGGAUGGGGCUGGCGACGCGUCUGACAACGAGGUGGAGGACGAGGAGUACAACAAGCCCCUGGACCCCGACUCGGACGACGAGAAAAUCCGACAGCUUCUGCGCAAACAUCGCCGAGCUUUCUCUGUUCUCAGAUUGGGCCCUCACAUCUGA